Fraxinus pennsylvanica is the source of this 2004-nucleotide messenger RNA. Lineage: Eukaryota; Viridiplantae; Streptophyta; Magnoliopsida; Lamiales; Oleaceae. The record is from the annotation of a GenBank genome assembly.
AUGAGCAAAAUCAAUGGCGGGGACUCGGUUUUGCCAGUCUUGAUCGUAGGCGCAGGCCCUGUUGGACUCGUCCUCUCCAUUCUUCUCACUAAACUCGGUGUAAAAUGUGCAGUUUUAGAGAAAAACAAGACCUUUUCAAAACACCCUCAAGCUCAUUUCAUUAACAAUCGGUCAAUGGAGGUGUUCCGAAAAAUAAAUGGCUUGGCUGAUGAGAUUAUGAGGUCCCAACCUCCAGUGGAAUUUUGGAGGAAGUUCAUAUACUGCACUUCACUCACGGGUCCUAUUCUUGGUUCAGUCAAUCAUAUGCAACCUCAAGAUUUUGACCGAAUUGUGAGUCCUGUUUCUGUUGCACAUUUCUCACAGUACAAACUUAUCAGAUUGCUAAUUAAACAGCUCGAGAACAUAGGGUUUCAAAUUACAAGUGAAGAGUUGAGGCCAGAUGAUGUCGGGCUUGCAGAGCGUGAGGUAUUACUGGGGCAUGAGUGCACAUCUAUCAAAACAACUGAUCAUGGUGUAACCGUGACUACAUCUUUUCUUAGGGAAGGAAAGCAUAUGGAGAAAAAUUUCCGUUGUGAUUUCCUUAUUGGUACUGAUGGUGCAGGAAGUACUGUUAGAAAGCUCAUGUCAAUAGACAUGAGUGGUGAGAAGAACUUGCAAAAACUCAUCAGUAUCCAUUUUAUGAGCCAAGACCUCGGGCAGUAUCUGAUCAAUGACAGACCGGGCAUGCUGUUUUUUAUCUUCAAUACUGAAGCAAUCGGUGUUCUAGUCGCUCAUGAUCUGAAGCAAGGGGAGUUUGUGUUGCAGGUGCCUUUUUAUCCGCCUCAACAAAAGUUUGAAGAUUUCAGCUUCAAGAUGUGUGAGAUAUUAAUCUUCAAAUUGGUUGGCCGAGAGCUUGCAGACAUAGAUGUGAUGGAUGUAAAGCCUUGGGUAAUGCAUGCUGAAGUUGCUGAAAGAUUUUUAUCCUACAACAACAGGAUAAUACUUGCUGGUGAUGCUGCUCAUCGUUUUCCUCCUGCUGGUGGUUUUGGAAUGAAUACCGGUAUUCAGGACGCUCAUAAUCUUGCGUGGAAGUUAGCUUCUGUAAUCAAUGGAAUCGCACCUCCAUCAAUUCUUUCCACUUACGAAAUGGAGCGUAAGCAGAUUGCCAGAUUUAAUACAGCACUCAGUCUCCAAAACUUUAAAGCAGCAAUGGCAGUGCCUGCUGCUCUUGGUCUUGAUCCAGCCAUUGCAAAUGCAGUCCAUAAAACUAUAAACAACACUGUUGGUUCAAUUUUGCCGUCUGAACUACAAAGGGCAUUUUUGGAUGGUAUUUUUAGAAUAGGCCGUGCACAACUCUCAGAUUCUCUUUUAAAUGAGAAUAAUCCUCUUGGAUCUAGAAGGCUUGCCAAACUGAGACAGAUAUUUGAAGAAGGAAAGAGCCUUCAACUCCAAUUCCCUGCUGAGGAUCUAGGUUUCAGGUAUCGUGAAGGAGCACUCGUGUCUGAUGGCAAUAGUUUGUCAAGUGCAUCAGAAACACCUACUGGACAGAGGAGGGACUACAUUCCAUCCACGGACCCCGGAUCAAGACUGCCUCAUAUGAAAAUUCAGCUGCUAUCAGAACUGACAAGAAGGGAGACUUUUUCCACACUUGACCUUGUAUCUGGUGAAAACGUUCAAUUUCUUCUGAUUAUCGCACCAAUUGAAGAGUCCUACAAUCUAGCUCGAGCUGCCUUUAAAGUGGCUGAGGAGCUUAAAGUUCCUCUAAAGGUAGCUGUGAUAUGGCCAACUAUUGACGGAAUUAGCAGAAGUGAAAAAGCACUGUCACCUUGGAAGAAUUUUGUGGAUGCUGUUGAAGUCAAAAGGUCUCCAUCUUCACCAUCGUGGUGGGAUCUCUGUAGAAUGACAGAUAGAGGAGCCAUUUUAGUGAGACCCGAUGAGCACAUUGCUUGGCGUGAAAAAUCGGGAACCAUGAAUGAUCCUAUUUAUGAGCUCAAAAAGGUUUUUCAUGUUGUACUUGGAUUGUAG